UUUUUGAGCAUUGAAUCAUGUCGGGUCGAAAAUAAUGCAACUUGGCCCAACUAUAUAAAUAAGAUGCUGCCUCUCAACAUAAACUCCUUCUAAGACUAGGGUUUUGGUUUGGACAAAAACCCUUGAAAGGCCGACUCGUUUAACAGUUCCUUCUUCAGUCUCAACACUACACUGCAAAUUCAGAGUAUAAAAGAUGGUGCAGUACAACUUUAAGAAGAUUACGGUGGUUCCCAAUGGGAAGGACUUUGUUGAUAUCAUUCUAUCGCGCACGCAGCGUCAAACUCCUACUGUUGUGCACAAAGGAUAUGCUAUCUCUCGUAUACGUCAAUUUUACAUGCGCAAAGUGAAAUAUACGCAGCAGAAUUUCUAUGACAAACUCUCCACCAUUAUCGAUGAGUUCCCCAGGCUUGAUGAUAUCCAUCCUUUCUAUGGGGACCUUCUUCAUGUGCUUUACAACAAAGACCACUACAAGCUUGCCCUUGGCCAAAUUAACACUGCUAGAAAUUUGAUUUCCAAAGUAGCUAAAGAUUAUGUGAAAUUGUUGAAAUAUGGUGACUCCCUCUAUCGCUGCAAGUCCCUGAAAGUUGCUGCUCUUGGGCGUAUGUGCACUGUUAUAAAGCGUAUUGGCCCAAGUUUAGCUUAUUUGGAACAGAUUAGGCAGCACAUGGCAAGACUUCCCUCAAUUGAUCCCAAUACUCGAACCAUCCUGAUUUGUGGAUAUCCGAAUGUUGGCAAGAGCUCAUUCAUCAACAAGAUUACAAGAGCAGAUGUGGAUGUGCAGCCUUAUGCCUUCACUACAAAGUCCUUGUUUGUCGGUCAUACCGACUACAAAUAUCUGAGGUAUCAAGUGAUUGACACUCCAGGGAUCUUGGAUAGGCCAUUUGAGGAUCGUAAUAUCAUAGAAAUGUGCAGUAUUACAGCCCUAGCACACCUGAGGGCCGCUGUGUUGUUUUUCCUUGAUAUUUCUGGUUCUUGUGGCUAUAGCAUUGCACAACAGGCUGCUCUUUUUCACAGCAUCAAAUCACUUUUUAUGAACAAACCUUUGAUGAUCGUAUGCAACAAAACUGACUUGCAGCCAUUAGAAGGGAUUUCUGAGGAAGACAAGAAGUUAGUCGCAGAGAUGAAAGAUGAAGCUAUGAAGACAGUGAUUGGUCAAGGUGGCGAGCCAACAGAUGAAGCAGGUGUGCUGUUAACUAUGAGCACUUUGACUGAAGAUGGCGUAAUUUCAGUGAAGAAUGCAGCUUGUGAGAGGUUACUGAAUCAAAGGGUUGAAUUGAAAAUGAAGUCGAAAAAGUUAAAUGACUGCUUGAACCGCUUCCAUGUUGCUAUGCCUAAACCACGUGAUCAGAAAGAAAGGCCACCAUGCAUACCUGAGGCAGUGUUGCAAGCCAGAGCGAAGCAGGCUGAGGCAGAUGCUGAGAAACAGAAAAGGAAGCUCGAAAGAGAUCUGGAGAAUGAGAAUGGAGGUGCUGGUGUUUAUUCCGCGAGCUUGAGGAAGCACUAUCUAUUAGCAAAUGAAGAGUGGAAGGAAGAUAUAAUGCCUGAAAUUUUAGAUGGGCACAAUGUCUAUGACUUUGUUGACCCUGAUAUCUUACAAAGGCUUGAAGAAUUGGAGAGAGAAGAAGGUCUUCGUCAGGAUGAAGAAGGAGAUGAUGAUUUUGAGAUGGAUGGUGCAGAGCUGACCCCUGAAGAACAAGCAGCAUUAGCUGAAAUCCGGAAAAAGAAAAGUUUGCUCAUUCAACAGCAUAGAAUGAAGAAGAGCACGGCAGAGAGCCGACCCACUGUACCAAGAAAGUUUGAUAAAGACAAGGAGUUUACUUUAAAAAGAAUGGGAAGACAAUUAUCUGCUUUGGGUGUGGAUCCAACUGCAGCUAUCGAGCGAGCCCGAAGCAAGUCAAGGGGUCGUAAGCGAGAGAGAUCAGUUGAACGUGGAGAUGAAAUUGGUAAUGAUGCAAUGGAUGUAGAUGAGAUUACUCCCAGCAAGAAGCAACGUAGGUCUAGAUCACUUUCCAUGGCAAGAUCAAGGUCGAUGUCACGACCUCGAAAUGAAUUUGUUCCAGGAGAGGGCUUCAAGGACAAACCCCAGAAGGAAAGGGCUAUUAAGAUGUUUAAGAAAUCUGCUAAUAAGAGGAACAAGGAUGCUCGGCGGGGAGAGGCUGAUAGAGUCAUUCCCACUCUGAAACCAAAACAUCUCUUCUCUGGAAAAAGAUCAAGUGGCAAAACUGACAGGCGGUAGUGAGAAAUGAAAAAAGUGAACCUUCGUUGGAAUGCCAGUUCAACUCAGCUUAAUUUGGGACACUUUAGCAGAUGAAUUUGCCGUCUCUGUUAGCAAUUUUGGAAGUUUUUCUUAUCAUUAUCAUUUUAUCUAAGUUUGUUUUUUUCAUAUUGUCUUUGAACUUGAAUUGUGGAAGAAAUUUUUUUUUUUAACCAAAAGAUAAGAGUAACAUGUCAAGACUGCAACCUGUUGCAGUUUUAUGAUGUCAACACAAGACUAGAGAUUUGAAGUAUUUAAAUUUGUGCUGGCAUGCCUGUGUUUGCUGCCUUCUAUUAUGCAA
Messenger RNA from Capsicum annuum, 2555 nucleotides. RefSeq names its product nucleolar GTP-binding protein 1. Bases 194 to 2236 code for a protein of 680 amino acids. Gene Ontology annotation, molecular function: GTPase activity; GTP binding; RNA binding. Gene Ontology annotation, cellular component: nucleolus. The transcript has 2 exons. The record is from RefSeq and is a predicted model, not a curated record. NCBI's taxonomy places the organism in Eukaryota, Viridiplantae, Streptophyta, Magnoliopsida, Solanales, Solanaceae. Gene Ontology annotation, biological process: ribosomal large subunit biogenesis.